CUCUGUUGUUGUUUUUCAAAUUUGUUGUACAACAUGGUACAAUAAUUUGCCAUACAAGAUAAAUUAGUUCAACAUAGCAUCAAAUGAAAGUACUACCUUAUGGUAAUAUAAGGUGGGUGCAAAAACGAUGAAGAGCUACCUAGGUACUCUCUUGGCUCCUUUUCCACUGAGCAUUCCUGUACAUUAGUGUAAGUGUUUGGGUCUCUGUCAAUGUGUGUGCACUUCUCCUACCAGGCAGGUCAUUUGAAGAAUCUAGAAUGCCCAACUUCAGUAGAAUAACAGGAUUCAUUCUUACGGGAUUUUCAGACAUCCAAGAGUUACAAACUGUCUCUGGAGUGUUCUUCCUGGUAAUGUACCUAGAAAUCCUGAUGAGUAACUUUCUCAUUAUCACUCUUAUCACCCUGGAUCUGAAACUUCAAACACCCAUGUACUUCUUCCUGAAGAACUUGUCCCUGUUUGAUGUCUUCCUUGUGUCCGUCCCAAUCCCAAAUUUUUUUGUCAAUAGCCUAACUCACAACAAUUCCAUUUCGGUUCUGGGUUGUGCCUUUCAGAUACUUUUCAUGACUUCUUUUUCAGCAGGUGAGAUAUUUAUUCUCACUGCCAUGUCCUAUGACCGCUAUGUUGCCAUCUGCUGCCCCCUGCAUUAUGAGGUCAUUAUGAGUAGUGGAACUUGUGUGCUGAUGGUGGCUGUUUCCUGGGUCACUGGGGUACUCUUUGGAACUGUAUACACAGCUGGCACUUUUUCCAUGUCUUUUUGUGGCUCCAAUGUGAUCCCACAGUUUUUCUGUGAUAUCCCCUCAUUACUAAGGAUUUCUUGCUCUGAAACACUUGGUGUAAUUUACACAAGUAUUGGAAUAGGCAUGUGUCUGUGUAUGUCUUGCUUUAUCUGUGUGGUUAUCUCUUACUUUUAUAUUUUCUCUAUGGUGCUUAAGAUUCCUACUACUAAAGGUCAAUCAAAAACAUUUGCAACAUGCAUCCCCCACCUCACUGUUUUCACUGUUUUCAUUGUUACUGCUUGUUUUGUCUAUCUGAAGCCACCCUCAAAUGUACCAUCAAUCACAGACAGGUUUCUUUCUGUGCUCUAUACUGUGUUACCCCCAGCCUUUAAUCCUUUAGUCUACAGCCUGAGGAACAGUGAUGUCAAGUAUGCUUUAAGGAAAUAUUCAACAUCCUUAGCCAUCAGAGAAAUG
Molecule: messenger RNA, 1190 nt
Organism: Alexandromys fortis (reed vole)
Lineage: Eukaryota; Metazoa; Chordata; Mammalia; Rodentia; Cricetidae
Product: olfactory receptor 14A2-like
Exons: 2
Biological process (GO): G protein-coupled receptor signaling pathway
Cellular component (GO): membrane
Molecular function (GO): G protein-coupled receptor activity; olfactory receptor activity; odorant binding
Source: RefSeq, a predicted model, not a curated record